UUUGACGUUUUUGGAUAUUUUGAUUUUGACGUGUACACUGUCGCGUUUGCCUUAUUUACAACAAUUGUAAUUUACAUAAAUAAAAUCGUUUAUACACCAAAAUGUCCAGCGGUCAAUGGGAAGUUGUAGGUAAGAACAAGAAGUCUCAAAAUGGGAAAGUAAAAACAAUAAAGGAGGACGAAAAGAAGCCGACUCGUAAUGGACCGAAGCCUGAAGACGUUGCGCCUCCGACUAAAUCGUAUUAUGCCGGCAUGGAGAUCGAUGACCCAAAAGCUAAUGGGAAGAAGGCCAGCAAAAACAAGAAGAAAGCUGAACCUCCCAAGCCGAAGCCGCCGAAAACAAUUGAAGGAGCAUUUGAAGCUAUUGACGCAACAGAGCUAGCAAAUAUCAUUACAACCAACAAAAUCCGGUUCAGCAACGCACCCCUAGUCUGGUUGAAAGAAGUCGCCAAUUUCCUCAACUCCAAGACUCAAAUAGAAGUGGAAGACCCAACAUUUUCUACCCAGGACCCUUUGUAUCCUCUGUCGGUCCUGCCUGCAGAAAUCAAGAGUUCGUUGGAGACAGUGCUGAGUGAUGCGGGAAAGGCUAAUGCGCAGUUGUUCUUUGAUGUCACUCUCACCGCUUUAGCAAAUGAUAUGAGUAGAGGGCAACUAGUAAACGGCCACCGCCUCCUCCUCCAAAUGCUGGCGCUGGAAUACCCCGAGUUCUGUGUGGCGUCCCUCCAAAAAAGCGCGAGCCUCCGCAACUCCUACCAGAACCGACCGCCGAUUGGACUGUCCCUUCUUUGGGCGUUUGGGCAGGGAGGGUUCAGCGACUUCUCAGUAGGUUUGAAAGCGUGGCAAGAACUAUUCCUUCCAAUAAUAGAGUUAAAGAAUUAUUCUAAGUACGUGGUAGGGUAUUUGAGCCAGUUGCUGGACAGGCACGCCAAAAUGGACGCCACAGUGAGCCAGGAGCAACUGUUGGCGAUGUUCGAUAUGGUGAACAGUAAGAAGGGCCUGUCUAAGGAUAUGUCAAGUGACCUUAUGAAGCAAUUAAGUAAAUAUAAGGAUAUAUACUUCAAUAAGAGCGGCGCCAAACUCCAAGUGACCUUCAACCAGAUAAUAAAGAAACUGCCCAACCAGUACUUGAGCGGUUCGAACCUGGACCCCUACAACCGAGUGCUAGUGGAAAGUUUAGUAGACUGUUUGCAGCGGGACGACUCCUGUAACGCUACGUGGAGGCAGCUGUUCCAUCGUUGUCCUAAACAGUCUGCCACUCUACUAGAUUACAUAGAUUCUAAUUGGGCACAAAUCAGUCCGAAGCUAAAGCAAAAAUCCUUGAAAAUGUCAGUAACUCAGUAUAAAGAGAUUAGUGUUGAAACUUUGAAGGGAAAGAAAAAAGAUGAAACCGUUGUAAAGACCAAUAAAAUUUGCCAGGAUAUUCUAGACAGAAUGACGAGCACUAGAAGAUUCCCUUGGCUGUGGGCGAGCUUCAUCUUACUGCUGGGCAUCGCUGGACUGAUCGCCUAUGAUGUCUCUACGGUCAACGGAAACUUCCCGAAGAGCGCAACCGGCCGACUACUCAACGACCUAGGCAUUCUCGAGCAGAGCCAGCGGGCAUGGCAGAAGUCCCUCUCGGCCUCCGCUAGAGGCUACCUCUGGCUCGAAACCAACACCCCCAUCUACUACGCCCAAGCGGCCGAAAUUGCCAAACCUUAUGGACAACUCUCGAGAGACGCCUUCACAGUCGGUCUUAAGAAAGCUGGCAUACUCUAUGGCAACAUAAAAGACUAUGUUGUUGAGAAAACUCCAGUGGUAGUGGCCACUAUUGAGCAUUAUGUGCCCGGUUUGGUGGAUAGUGUGGUUGGUUAUACGACAAUGGGGUAUGAAGUUGUGAAGAAGUAUUCGGUUGAGUACUACCAGUUUACUUCGGAGUAUUUGAAGACCAAAGUUUUUGUAGGCGAGUGGGCCCCCGAAGUCCUCCAGAACAAGACGCAGAGCGCCCUCAACGUGACCCGCUUCCACGUCUCCUCAUACUUCUACUGGCUCCGGACGCAGGUGGACGUGUACUCCGCGAUACCUUGAAGACCCCCGUGCGGUGCGCGUACUACCAUCAUGUGCUGGAGGCUCUCGUUUUAAGUUCAUUCCUCAAUCCCUGUCAAUUGUUGAGUCUAUGGUAAUGUUUAACCAUUUACCCCCUUAUUCAUAAACGUUUACUAAAGUUGACAAGCCGAUAAUAAUCGUUUGUCCCUUUCCGACGUAUUGGUAUGAUGGAAAGGGACAAACGAUUAUUAUCAGCUUGUCAACUUUAGUAAACGUUUAUGAAUAAGGGGGUUAGUCCGUAGCGGCAACAUACUUGCCAUCAUACUUAAAACAAAAACGCAUCUCUACUACGUGAAUUACGGUUCGAAAUCGAGUGACUAGAAAAGAAUGUCAAAUGGUUAAAGGGUUAAGGCUUCUGGACGGAUUAUAGUAUUUUUAAUUUUUUUUAAUCUAAUUGGGUACGCUGACAGGUGUCAUUUCAAUACAAUUUUGCGAGUUUUGACGUUUUUAGGUUAUAAAUUACAUGGAGAUGACGCCUGUCACAUUACUCAAACAAUACUAUAGUUAUUUGACAAUUGACAUCUGUCAAAUAGAAAAUGUUGGGCCCACAAUACGCUGUGCGUUGUCUAUUUUAGUUCCUCCAACACGCACUUCGCACGUAGCAAUCAGAAUUUUGUGUAAAUCAUCGAAGUAAAUAUGCUUUGGAAACAGUAGAUUCUGUGUUUAUGGGCUUUGAGCUCUAAUGGCUGUCUUUUAUACGGCUUUUAAUGCAUUUAUUUUAAUUAAAAGUAAAAUAUAUGUUUAAUUUUUGGAAUUGUGUAAAAAACUGGUUAGGGUGGUAUUCCACCUGUCCAAUGUGCAUUGCGUCUCACUCUCUCAUUAAGCAAAAUUUGAGACGCAAAUACACAUUGGACCAAGAUAUUGGACGGAUGGAAUACCAUCUUUAUACAUGAGUAUCAGCGAUUGGGCUUGCAAAAACAUUUUGGUUUAAAACGAAAUUAACUACAUUUUUCUUCUUUGUAUUUAUUAACAUUUUAAAAGUGAGAUACGUGCACAAAUUAUCUUUAGGUUUUUAAUCAUUGAGUAACCCUUCAACCGCACAUGUUACAUUUAAUUUAUAAAAACCCCUCUACAAAUUUUAGACAUGGCAACAUUUUAAAUCUUAAAAAAAAACCAAUAGUUUUCGAAACACGUUUGCAUUGAACAAAAACACCAUUUCAUUAGAUGUUAUCCUUCAAAAAUCAUAUCUUUGAACCUCGUCCAUGACAUUUAAAUCAUAGUUGUAUUGCAUUUGCUAGUAUUUUUGAUGAAAUCAAACAUUCCUAAUGCAUUUUUUAAAUUAAUUUUCCAAUUUUAACAUAAGUCGUUGAUUUUAAUGACUGAACUGAGUUUUAACUAAUCAUCGAAUUCGCAUAGUUUUGCAUACUUUUUCAAAUCUUUCAUUAAGAUUUGCCGAUUCAUUAUUGACCCUUUGAGCUCGAAACACUCGAAUUAUUAUGUAUAUUAGUAGAUAUUUCGGAUAAAAUCUUGAAAGGUAAAUUCUUGUUUAGGACUACUUUACGCUAGGUGAACCGUCAAAGUUAUGUUGAAAGGCACCUAGUGUGAACACGUCCAUAUUGUUUUGCGUAGUGUAUUCAUUUUACAUUUAUAACUGAUCACAAAUAUGAUACUAAAUAUCAAAGAGCUAAAGUAAUCUUUAGAUUUAAAACCCUAGAGUGCUCGCGCUUUGAGCAUUUUGCCGCCCGCGGCUAAAAGCUGAUUACUUGAACACAGUGCAUUUGUCAAGGUGUUUUAAGCGUAAAACAUAUGUUACUUUUUCAGUUUUUUGGUUUAUUUUAUAGCAUAAAAGUGAUUACAAACUAAUUUAAAUAAUGAAUAGAACGGGCGUUUUUUUCUUGGUGGGGUUUUCAGGCCUUUACAUUAAUUGCACGUGAAAAAUACGCAAGUAAUUAUAACGCGUUAGCAUUAGCACUGAUUGACUAGCACGUUGUCUUUUCGUGGAUUAGCAAAGUAAAAUUUUGGUUUUAAUUUUUUAACAAACUAAUUUCUCCAUUAUUUUAAACAAGAAAUCAUGUUAAGUUUGGGCGGCAAAAUGCUCCCCACGCGAGCACUCACGUUUCACGGAAAGGCGAGACGUUUCUAGAGUUAAAUAAGAUUUAUGUUAUGAGUUAAAUAAUUAAAUAUGUACCAAAUUGGCGGUCUAUGCAAGAUUUCUAAAUUUAUGACAGUUUGCUAGUACUAGUUUUAUAGUGGGUAUAUUUAUUUGUGUUGAUCGUGUGUUGAACAUAUACACUUGAUGAGCAUUUUAAAAUGUGUCUCAAACUGUGGAUGUAAUAUGUAAUGAAUGUGCCGUUUACACUGAAACAUAUUUUUAUUUAUAUUCUCUAUAAAAAUAACUGCUGUAGAUCAGUUACUUGUUAUUUAGGUUGAGAUAUACGAGUACUGAAUGUUUUUUCAAAACAAAGAAGGGUUGGCAUGUAUUUAAGUAAAAUGGGUACUUACCGAACAGCCUUAGGUACAGUCACCACACGGGAUUGUUAUGCCAUUUAGGGUUCUUGCUAAAUUGGAAAUUCUAUAGCGUAGUAUUGAACAACCAAUAUAGCUAGGACCCUAAAUAGCGGAGCGUGAUGGAACAUCAAAAAUUGUAUUCGAAUCAAUUUUCAGUUAUCCCCUUUUAAAAUGUCAACCUACUUCUUUGAUAACUUAACACCCAUGGCCAAAAAAUGUAACAUAAUGAAAUACUCUGAUAUCAAAAUAUUUUCUCUAAAACUUUUGACGUAGCUGUUGGGGCCAGCCCAAACUAGCGUCUUUUGAACGUCGGCGUCUAGUCGGCGCUAUGGAAAAUAGCGUCGCAACCAACCAACGUUGCGUCGAGUAGCAGCCAUAGAGUUACUAGACGCCGACGCUCGGAAGACGCCAGACCGGUUGGCCUUUAAUCUCAACUUGUUUUGGGAACUUCAGGCCAUAGCCGCAUGAGUUAGUAUAAAUGUUGUGCUGUAUGAAAUUACUUUAAGGAGUCACAAUAAAAUAUUGUUUGUGAUUUUU
Messenger RNA from Cydia splendana, 5066 nucleotides. RefSeq names its product transmembrane protein 214 (gene Tmem214). NCBI's taxonomy places the organism in Eukaryota, Metazoa, Arthropoda, Insecta, Lepidoptera, Tortricidae. The coding region runs from base 102 to 2063 and encodes 653 amino acids. Gene Ontology annotation, cellular component: Golgi apparatus; endoplasmic reticulum. The transcript is spliced from 10 exons. The record is from RefSeq and is a predicted model, not a curated record.